Molecule: messenger RNA, 2154 nt
Organism: Panthera uncia (snow leopard)
Lineage: Eukaryota; Metazoa; Chordata; Mammalia; Carnivora; Felidae
Gene: S100PBP
Product: S100P binding protein
Exons: 7
Coding region: 317-1579 (420 amino acids)
Cellular component (GO): cytosol; nucleus
Molecular function (GO): calcium-dependent protein binding
Source: RefSeq, a predicted model, not a curated record
CUAGGGGUGGGGGAGGUCGGGGAGGGGGCGAUAAAAUGGCGCAGGGGGCGGAGUGAGGCGCAGUCGUUCGCACAGGCUUCGGCCCCGCUUCCGGAGGAAGGUGGGAGUCAAUCAUUUUGACAAGUCUCCUGAAAGGAACAGCUAGCAGGAGCUGAAACCUUUUUCCAUUUGGUCUCGUGGCAAAGAGAUCACGCCAGCAGCUCCACACAGUAUGGAAGACAAUUCUUGUAUUCUUAAAGUUUUUUUUUAAACUUUAAAAGUUAUACGUGUUUGUUUUUUCAAAGUGUAAACUGAAAGUCCAAGCAUUUUACACAAUAUGACGUGCUCACUAGUCUCCUCUGAACAGUCUUCUGGGACUUCUCUCUUGCCUAAAGACAAUGCCCCAUUUUCAUGGGGUUCCUCGGAUGAGGAUGGAUUGGAUGACUCCUUGCUGGAUCUGUCUGAGGGAGAAGAAGAUGAUGGCCAUUUCAGUUUCACAGAGGAAGAUAUUCAGGAGCUCUUGAAGGAUGAUGACCUAUCAAAUGAGCACUUUUCUUGGGGAGGAGGGUUGCUUAAAGAUGACAGCAGUCACGUUGAGAGGGGAGGGAAAGGGGAUCAAAUUCUAUUUGAUACUUCCCAAGAGAAAAAUUCAUCAUACACCUUGGGACCAGUAGCUGAGACCCCUGGCCUCUUAAAACUACCUCAACUAAGUACAUCAGUUGGUCAUGGCCCAACUCCUACUAAACCGUUAAACAGACACUUUGCACUAGAAAAGAAUCUUGUAAAAGUAACAGUUGCACCAUUUAAUCCAACAGUUUGUGAUGCUGUGCUUGAUAAGGACAAGACUGAUUUAUCCAAAGAUCUUGAAAAGCCCUCCUCCCUUGGGGAAGAGAUGAGAGAAGAUGGUCUUAGCCCAAAUGAGAGCAAACUCUGCACUGAGUCUGAAGGGAUCAGUCCCAAUAAUUCUGCUUGGGAUAUGCCCCCGCUCUCUUCUCCAGACAGUAACUUUCAGCAAACUGUGUCUGAUAAAAAUAUGCCUGACAGUAAGAAACCUACACCUGUAUUCUCUCAGAUCUUGGACAAUUCAGAGACUCCUCAUUUGGGGUCAUCCUGGAAAAAUGGAUCACAUAAAUCAAAUUGUGAAAUGACGUUUCCAGUUGUUUCCAGUUCAUCAAACAAAAAUGUUCUUGACAAGGAUUCUGGGAAGCUGAAAGUCAACGAGAGAAGACUAGGCAAAGUCAUACCUGUUCUGCAAGCCAAAAGAAGGACUAAUGUUCCGACGUUUUCACAAUCAGAUCUAGAAAAGCAGAAGCAAAGUUAUCUCAAGGAAGUCAUUGCUCAUAUAGAACACCCAAAGGACACUAACCAAGGUGCCUUGGGGGAACUGUACGCCUUGAUGGAUCAAGUUCAUCAUGUGCCAAACCCAAAAUGGCAGCAUCCUUCGGACCUCACCAUGCGAAACUAUGCUCGGUUCCGACAGAAACCUCUGCAAAGAUACAGUCUGACUCAGUGGGUUGACAGGAACAUGCGAAGCCACCAUCGGUUCCAGCGUCUCCCAGAUUUCCCACCGAGUCCAUUUGUCUCACCCCAUCAGCAGUGAAGGUCUCUAUCCAGGGUCCUGUUCCAGGUCCUGUUCGGAGCAGCAGCUCAUCUUCUGCUCUUUUGUGCUUUGUAGAUUUUGAAUUUUAUUUUUCACAAGAUUUUUAUUUAAAGAACUUGCCACCUUUUGGAAAUUCCCGUUGCUGACUUGAAAUUUUUUUGUAUAACGUCCUUCUUGUUUGUCUGUGUGCAUGCGUUUAAGCACUGUUAAGUUUUUAUUUUUUUUUUUUUAUUUAAAUUGAAGGUGACCACUAAUUGAAAGCCAGCAUCAAGCCAGAAUCCCUAGGCUCAGGCAAAGCACCCACCUCUGCACAGAGGUGAAGUCUACUUCUGGUGCCCAAAAGAAAUCAUCUUCUAAUCUCCUGUAAGGAAGAGAUUACCAGGCUGCAAGCCAGCAUUAAUUACUGCUAAUGACUUAUAAGUGGAUGUAAGUCACUUUUAACAACCCCUCUUACUUUUUUAUUUGAAUCUCUGAAUACCUGUCAGUAUUUUAAAGUCGGUAAUCCAGCACAUCUGAAGUAGGACGGAGCAGGACAAAAAUCCUGUGGAAGGGACAAAUUAAAAGUGUAAAUCUUC